Messenger RNA from Rhincodon typus (whale shark), 2317 nucleotides. Its product is annotated as WD repeat and HMG-box DNA-binding protein 1-like. The record is from RefSeq and is a predicted model, not a curated record. The coding region runs from base 107 to 1369 and encodes 420 amino acids. Gene Ontology annotation, cellular component: nuclear replication fork. Gene Ontology annotation, molecular function: chromatin binding. The transcript is spliced from 10 exons. Gene Ontology annotation, biological process: DNA repair; mitotic cell cycle; DNA-templated DNA replication. NCBI's taxonomy places the organism in Eukaryota, Metazoa, Chordata, Chondrichthyes, Orectolobiformes, Rhincodontidae.
UAUUCCAUGUAAAGGAUCUAGAUUUCCACCUACACUUCCACGCCCCACUGUAACAGUUCUACCAUUGAAGCUCCCUUAUUGUCAAACUAGUUCAGAAAAAGGACAAAUGGAGGAACAAUACUGGCGAUCAGUGCUAUUUCAUAAUCACUUUGACUAUCUGGCAGAAAAUGGUUAUGAAUUUGACGAAACUACGAAACACCAGGCACUAAAGGAACAGCAGGAACUACUAAUGAAAAUGUUUGCUCUGUCGUGCAGGGUAGAACGUGAAUUCCGUUGUGAAGAACUCACUGAAUUUAUGACCCAGAAAGUCUUAAAUUUGGCCAUCAAGUAUGCUUCACGUUCAAAACGUCUAACUCUUGCCCAGCGCAUUAGCAACCUAGCACAAGAGAAAGCUACAGCAUUGUUGACCGCACAAGAUAAAGAUGACUUUCAAGCUGAUCCAAAGGCUAGCAGCUAUAGAAGAACAAUAAACAAAUGGAGUUCACCACAUGUGCAACUUCCAGCUCAAAAAUCUAUUGAAAAGGAAGAAGAAUAUGAGGAAGAUGUUCAGAAUAAUGCAGAAGAAGAUGGUAACAAUGAGUUGGAUCCUGAGGAAACAGUUCAUGAAAAGAAAAGGUUAAAUCCAUUUGGUAAAAAUCUUGGUUCUGUGGAACAAAUAACUCCAAAAUCAGUAACUCUUACAAACAGCAUGCUUGCACGUGCCAAUCCCUUUAAGGUAACAUCUGGUGGAAUAUCCCCUGCGUUGGUUGGAAGUCAAGCUCGUAACACCAAUAUUCUAGAUAGCAUGGUUAAAAUUAAUAAGAAAUCAUCAACUAACAACAGCCAAUCUGCAAAUGAUGAGAAGUCACUGGUUCUAAAACCUCUGAUCUCAAAACCAAAAGCCAAACAGAUCCAAGCUACACUGUUCCAGCCAGCCAUCUCUAAAUUCAGCAGUAAAACUGAGGAAGAAAAAGCAAUUGAGGCUUGUCCUGUACAGUCAAUCAUCCCUGACAACAAAAACAGAGAAAACAAAAAGCCUAAGAAGACAGGAUUCCAGCUGUGGUUGGAAGAAAGCAGAGAAGAUAUUGUUGCUGAAAGUCCAAGUUUAUCAGAAGAAGAAAUAAUUAAGGAAGGCAUGAACAGAUUUCGAGUCCUGUCUUCUGAGGAGAGGAAGGCCUGGACGGAGAAAGCUAAAAGAAGUGGAAGCAUCGACAAUAUACCUGAUGCAGAGGAGGUUCAAAAACGCAAGCGUGUAGAAGAGCUUCGUGAAGAUGACCUAGAAAACACAGAUGAAAACUCUGAAGCACCUGGAAGCUUGGCAAAGAAACAGAAACAACAGCAUGUAUCCACAAAUUCAAGAUUGGCUGCCUUUGCCUUCACAAAGGAGUAGCAUUGCUGCAUAUUACUUGACCACAGUUUGAGCAUUUUAAUAUUUCUACCACAUUUUUGAAUUGUCAAUAGUUCUGUAGUUUAGACUAAACAAGACUAUGUACAAAUUUUUUUUAAAAAAGAUUUUCUUCUUAUUUUGCAGGCAUUUGCUAUGUAUAUUUUUCAAAGUUCACAUUAAGAAUGCAAUUUGUCCUUGAUAUUCACCCUGUACAGUGAUUUCUCUAAUUCAGCUAAAAAUUAUCUGGAGUAGAACAAAAACUUUUUUUUUAAAUGACAAGUCACACUUUUAGGUGUAAUUGCCAAAGAUCUAAGUGCUGGUUAUUUAUCUCUAAUAUUUGACUGGAAUGGUGGAGAGCACAAUAGUGAAGAAUGGAGGUACAGCUGGUGGACAGGAUGGAAAUAUAAAUAAAUCAAAUUAACUUUUAUCAAAAUAACAUUUUGGAAACACAUUUUCUUUGUUGUAAAUCAUAACCUGAGGAUUUUAACAGUUUAGUAGUGAACUUUAAUAAGGUGAACUCUGAAAACUUUAAUGGGGAUGUAUAGAUAAAUUAUGAAUUCAGUGGAAUGCAAUUUUGAAAAAGCUGCUGCUCUUGGCAGUUGCUGCCAAUUAGUUUAGUUACUUCCAGUUAUUUGUCCACUUCUUGCAAAGAAGCGUAGGUCAAAAUCUUCACAGGUUUCCAUGUUUUAUAAUUAUAUUUUCAUGUAUAUUUAUCACAAGAUAUUAGAUUUUGUUCAGCAUAAGUUUUCAUUUUUAAGUUUGAAUUUUAAAUGUGUGUUUUAUAGGAAUUAAACUUGAUCUAUGUUGAGUAUUUGUAUUUCUCAUUAAUCUGAUGUAAGGUUUGAAGAGUAGUACAGUGUAUUAAAAUGAAAAUAUAUCUGACUGAAAAGGAGAGAAAUAGCAAAGGUUCAAUUUGGAUAUGAGCCAUCUUUUUGGUUCUCCAUCAUUUAG